UCACGUUAACAUUUACGUUUUGCCGAAACAUAUAAUAAUCCAGUGCGUGACAACUUACAUGUGGAUGACAAAUGGGGUCAUGAUUGUACCAAACAUCUUAUCCAAAAGUGAAACACUCAAAGUUGGUGGCAAAAACGGGGAUAAAUGUGUUGGUUUGUGCAUCAGUUUUGGAAUAAUCAAAAGAAGUUAGAUAUGUCCAGAAGGAAGCAAGCUAAUCCUGCCAAAUUAGAUCCCCAAGAAGAAGACGACCUAGAAGCACAACACUUAAGACUAGCCGAAGAUGAAACGGCUGCCAGUUCCGCAUCCGGUGGUUCUGGAUGUGGCGAAACUCAACCUUUUGACGAUGAACAAGUACAGGGAGAUCAAGAUCAAGAUACCAAACCAGGACCAUACAAAUGCACGGUAUGUGGAGAAAAUUAUUUAAAAGAAAAACUGCUCAGGGAGCACGAACAGAGUCAUACUGACCAUCUGCAAUUCACUUGUGCUUACUGUCCUCGACUUUUCAAGCAUAAACGAUCAAGAGAUCGCCACACGAAGCUUCACACUGGGGAUAAAAAAUAUAAAUGUCAGCAGUGCGAUUCCGCCUUUUCACGGAGUGAUCAUCUUAAAAUUCAUAUGAAAACACAUGAUAGUCGUAAACCAUAUAAAUGUGGUACAUGCAAUAGGGGGUAUAACACCGCCGCAGCACUCUCGUCGCAUCAACAAAGUCACUUGAAACAAGAAUCUAGGUCCGGAAGUCGCACGAGUGGAGGAAGCACCCCUAGCCCCGGACUUUUCCGGUGCACUCAUUGUGCUGAAACUUUCGGAAAACCGGAUCUGCUACAGAGUCAUAUCGCAAUGGUCCACAGCGACACCGACUCGUCGCUAAGCCAGACCCCUGAGCCGUUAUCAGAAUAUCAAAACCAAAUCGAAGAUUUGAAAAUAGUUUGCAUGUACUGCUCGAAAGAAUUCCCCAGUUUGGAGUUGAUGUACCAGCACACAAAUAUCGCCCAUCGUGACGUCCCCAACGGUGUUACAACUUCGGUUUCCGUCUCAUCUCCUGCAAUUCAAAACUCCCCAAAACCGGAAAUUUGUCAAAACGGAACACCAACAUACGCCUGUGAUAGAUGCACGAUGCAAUUAGACUCGAUACAAAAUUUGAAAAAUCAUAUAAAUAAUGUACAUUGGCGUCCGGCUUUAUCUCCUAAUCCUGUCAAUUUUAUGGGGAUUGAGAAAAGCUUUUCUCCAUUUCAAACCCAACCGACUGACUUGAGCAGAAAGAAAAAAAAUGAAGACAGUGCAGAAAAAUCGGUCAAAAAGAAGAAAGAUCAACAUUCACCAUCGGCGAUAAGUCCGUAUGACUCUAAUGACAAGCCAUGUAUUUGCUCGUGCUGCUACGCACAACUGCCAAAUUUCAAAAGUUUCCUCCACCACAUGGAGUCACAUGUAAUCUCGUCAAAUAAUUCCUUACUAGGGUUUUGUCCCGUUUGUGGCGAACCUGGACGUGACCCUGUUUCGUUCACCAAUCAUAUUUUUAGCCAUGCCAUUGCUCAAGUACCUGGACGUUGUUGUUACACUUGCAAGAAGUCUUUUGAAAGACUAGAAGAGUUACAAAAACACUUAUUAGAAGUCCACGUCGUCUCAGUCUUCAAGUGUUCAAUCUGUAACGACAUUUUUGACACUAAAAUAUCAAUGCAGUUGCAUCUGACAAACAAACACAGCGACGAAUGCAAACAUUUUAAGUGUUACUUGUGCACGAAUCAGGUAUUUCACGACAGACUUUCGGCAGAAUUGCACAUUUCCAUGAAGCACUACCAACAAUUCACACCUUGUGUUGGCACUAAUCAACUAUUACGGUCGCAAUACCAGGAGUUGGAUACCAGAUUUCGCGACUAUAAUAUGAUUUUUCAGUGCACUUUCUGUCACAAGACGUUCAAAGACCAAUACUCGCAGUACAUACACAUUUUGAAGGAGCACAAUGAAAGCAAAGAGGGUGAAAAAUUCAUUUUGGAUUCAGCAAUGAACCCAAAUCCGUCCAGAUCGCCUAACUUCAUGUUUCCCAAAAUAGUAACUCCCGACCACGUGGGUAUGGAACCUCCUCUGGAAUCGGUCUACACUUGUGAUAUAUGCAACCGCAGUGAUAUAACUUCCGAAUCGGACCUAAUAAGCCAUAAGAAGCUCCACCACAGCAAAAACAAAAUUGGUCCUGUGAGUCUACAAUGCGCCUACUGCAACGAGUACUGCAAAUCCCGUACCGACUUGGAAAACCACAUGAAAACCCACCAAGUAACCUGCGGUAAAGGCAAACACAAAUGCAACAUUUGCGACGAGAUCUACUCCUCCACCCUGACUCUUGCGGAUCACAAACUCACCCAUUGUAAAAUCGUCGAGGGGAAUAGUUGUGUCCAAUGCAAAUCGGUCCUUAGUGACGAGCAGUCCUUCUACAGCCAUCAGUUGCAACACAGUGCCAAUCCGACAAAACCCAACGCUCAGAUUUCCCUCCCGGCAAACUGCAUCAUCUGCUGUCAGACGUUGCAAACCGAUGUGGAGAUCAAACUUCAUGCCAACUUCCACCUUAAGCACCUCACGCAGAAAGAGUAUAUGUGCGGGGUUUGCAGCAAGGUUUUUGACAGUCAGAGUAGCCAAUCGGCGAACGAUAUUAACAUUGUCGUGUGCAAAGACUGUGCGAAAAGUGAAGACGAGGGGAAAAAAGUGCCGAAACAGUUCGCGUGUAUCCAGUGCCCCCAGACUUUUGACAGUGAGAGUGACGUGCAAAACCACGCAGCGAUGCAUAUGUUGAACGAAGGGACGAAUCUAGAGUGCCGCUUGUGCAAACAAGUUUUUUCGUCCCCUCUCAAGCUGCAGACACACCUAAUCGAGCACAAUUUCUACGGGAUGAACCAAUAUAGUUGUUACGUGUGUUCCUCAGUUUUUACAGCCGCGAGCGGGUUGCAGAGUCACAUUAUCGGGCAUGGGUUGGAUAGUAGACCCUAUGAGUGUUCCCAAUGCCAGAUGAAGUUCUUCUUUCGGGCCGAACUAGAUAAUCAUAGGUUUGUGCACAUCCAGAAGAGCUAUCCCAUUCAUAAUGGGGGCGACAUCUACGAAAAUAAGCCAAGUCCACGCUAUAAAAUCUGUAAAUAUUGUUCAAACUCGUAUUUGGACAACUCAUUUUUCUUAGAACAUUUGAAUCAGUGUCCCUUUAGGAUAAGUCCGAAACGUGAGACUUUCGAUACUAAUGAAGUAGACAAUAAUAUUAAACAAGAAGUAACAGAAAUCACGUCGGAGGAAAAAGAUGAGCAAUAAAAUCGUCUAUAGGACUAGAUAAGACUUUUAUACGUACUUUAAUUUAUUAUAUGGGUUUAGGCAGUAGGAUGGAAUUGUGAUAAUUUUUAGUUGUAGUGGGGUGAGUGGUAUUUAUAUCCAGUUUGCACGCAAUUAUAUAUUAAAACACAUUCAAGGGUCCACUAUAGAUAUAGCGUUUAUUUCACUUGUCAGAGAUGCAUUUUCGUUCCCAGAUUUGUACAUUGUUACCACCAGAAAAGUACAAAUCGGAUUACAGCAAUUUGACCAAAGAUGCGCCAAAAUGAAACACAAGGAAAUACAUAACGGUUUAUUUUUUCAAAAUUUUCACUAUAGGUUUGGCGUCCUAAGCGAAAUUUCUCGCUUAGUUGACAGAACGUCUCUCUGAAAGUCAUCCAGCUCUACAGCACCGUCCAUUAGACUUAUUUUGUUGAUUUAUAGAUUGUUCAUAGUUACAGUGUUAUUAUUACUAUUACUAACGAGAACUGUAUAGGAAAUAAGUUUUUGCUAAUUUGCAUUCCCUAUUGUUUCUGUUAAGUUUUAAUUUAAACUCAAUAAAAAAAUUCAA
This is a messenger RNA of Tribolium madens (black flour beetle), 3847 nucleotides long. RefSeq names its product zinc finger protein 423 homolog (gene L). Bases 145 to 3282 code for a protein of 1045 amino acids. Gene Ontology annotation, molecular function: DNA-binding transcription factor activity, RNA polymerase II-specific; RNA polymerase II transcription regulatory region sequence-specific DNA binding. Gene Ontology annotation, cellular component: nucleus. Lineage: Eukaryota; Metazoa; Arthropoda; Insecta; Coleoptera; Tenebrionidae. The record is from RefSeq and is a predicted model, not a curated record. The transcript has 7 exons. Gene Ontology annotation, biological process: regulation of transcription by RNA polymerase II.